AUGGCAGCUACUCCCUUAUCAUCGUCGGCGCUCUAUCCUUGGGAGCCGGUUGGAAGGUGGUCGGUCAUACUCACGGUUCCGAAGGAGGUCGCGAACAACGAAACCAUGGCCAUGGGCGUAUACAACAUCAACAAUACGGACAGUUCAAAGUUGUACACAGGUCUACGCCCCAAUGCUGGCCGGCCCGCCACCAACAAGACAUGGCCUGCUGAUUGGUACUGGUUCAACAUUUCCGAGAGCGCCGACGACCUUGUGUUCUGGCGCAACAACCCCGUUGAGCCCGGCCCAGGAUACUAUGUUGCGCUCAAGUCGGACCCUUUGUCCGGUGUCAACCAAACCAGUAUGUCGACCCCUGCCAAUACUUAUUGGAACUACUGCUGA
Molecule: messenger RNA, 381 nt
Organism: Vanrija pseudolonga
Lineage: Eukaryota; Fungi; Basidiomycota; Tremellomycetes; Trichosporonales; Trichosporonaceae
Exons: 3
Coding region: 1-381 (126 amino acids)
Source: RefSeq, a predicted model, not a curated record